Habropoda laboriosa is the source of this 1934-nucleotide messenger RNA. RefSeq names its product gustatory receptor for sugar taste 43a-like. Gene Ontology annotation, biological process: sensory perception of taste. The record is from RefSeq and is a predicted model, not a curated record. Bases 1 to 1452 code for a protein of 483 amino acids. The transcript is spliced from 7 exons. Gene Ontology annotation, cellular component: axon; dendrite; membrane. NCBI's taxonomy places the organism in Eukaryota, Metazoa, Arthropoda, Insecta, Hymenoptera, Apidae.
AUGGAAGUGAAAUCGGGAAGAAGGAAAAUUCCGGCGCACUGUGAUCUCUACGGAGCAAUGUUCCCGAUAUAUUAUCUCGGCAAACUGUGCGGUUUGAUUCCAGUCAGAUUCGUGGUGAACAGUUCCGGAGGAUGUCAGGCUCGUUCGAGUAUCUUAGACCUCGCCUACAGUUUAUCUGUGCUAAUAUUGCUUCUCGGUACGGAAAUUUGGGGAUUGUGGCGAGACCUGAAAGACGGCUGGGAGCAUAGCACCAGACUGAAAUCUCGAACAGCAGUGAUAGCAACGUGUAGCGACGUUCUUGGUGUAAUGGGUCUAACCGUAGUCUGCAUCGUCGGCUCUCCUUUCCGCUGGAAAUACCUGCAAAUCGUCGUAAAUAAAUUAAUCGAGGUGGAUGAGAAGAUCGGUCUACCGAUCACAAAGAAGAGUCGGAGAUUCACGAUUGUCCUGAUAGCGUGUAGCCUCGUCUACCUAUGGUCCGCUUCGAUUCUCGACUUUUACACGUGGAGACGGAAGACGAAAGUUCACGAAACAAUGCCGGACAAAGGUCCUAUCAAUUACACACCCCUGUACUUGAUGUACACCGUGAUCAUCUCGACCGAACUCCAAUAUACAAUUGCGACGUACAACAUAGGACAACGAUUCGUGUGUUUAAACAACAGUCUGAGAAAUCUGUUCAACAGCGGUAACGACGAUCACAACGACAACAAUAACGAGAACAACAACAGCAACAUUACAAUGAUCAGUUAUUUUCGAAAAUGUGCUGAAACAGCUGAUGACAUUCGCGACAAGAAAAGAUGGAACAUCGCAACGCAAAAACGGCUCGUAUUCGACAACAGCCACGGAGUCCCACGAAAAUUCGAUGAAAGUAAAACGUACGUAAACAGUAUAUCCGAAUUGAUAAUGAUUCAUUCUUCGCUCUGCGACACAGUCUCCCUUAUAAACAGCACAUUCGGUAUGGUGAUAUUGGCCGUCACUGUAACCUGUCUGCUACAUUUGGUGAUCACACCGUAUUUCUUGAUCCUGCAAGCUGGCGAAAAACACGAAUGGAUAUAUCUGCUCGUUCAGGGCGGAUGGUGUAUCUUCCAUAUCACCAGAAUGCUGAUAAUCGUUCAACCCAGUUACUUCACCGUCGCGGAGGUAAAACAAACGGCGAUUCUCGUUAGUCAGUUACUCUCGCGUAGCUUCGAAGCAAACGCCCGACGAGAAUUGGAGAUAUUUUCACUUCAAUUGUUGCAUCGACCUCUCGAGUUUACAGCCUGCGGCCUCUUCCCUUUGGAUAGAACUUUAAUAACGUCGAUCGCGGGAGCUGUGACGACAUAUCUCGUGAUACUGAUACAGUUUCAAAACGCGGACGACACGAAAGGCGACUUUGACAUAAUAAAAAACGCAUCGCAGAUCCUGAAGAACGUUUCGCCGCUUCAGAAUCUCACUGGAUUAAAAAUCACCGCGUGAAAUGAGACCGGAGGGAACGGACAGACAGAGAGCGAACAAGAGAGUGAGAGUAAGAGUGAGAGAGACGAUCGAAGAUUACAAUAAUGACAUUUAAUAUUCCAAUUCUCGUAAACAGCGGUAAUAUACAAAUACAAGUUACUCGUGUCGUAAUCCAACUACUAAUUGUACAACGAAUCGUUUCAUCGAUCGGUCGACGAAUAAUUAAGAGCGCACCUCGUACAGUGUUUAAAACUAGACGUGUCAGUCACAGCCUAUCCAAAAUAUUCCUCGGCCUCGUCUUGCUGUCCGUAUCUCUGAUGAGGGGAUAAGAUCUCUCCUAAAAAACGGGGAAACUUGAAUAGUCUCGUUCGAAGAAGCCAGGUAUCUCGUUGAAUCAAGUUAUACUCUGGUACAUGGUUGUACAUAAAGUAUGUGCAACCUCUCGUAUACUGCCACGCGUUUCCUCCCACCCUCUCUCUCACUCACGCACGCACGCAACACAC